Closterium sp. Yama58-4 is the source of this 627-nucleotide messenger RNA. The record is from the annotation of a GenBank genome assembly. Lineage: Eukaryota; Viridiplantae; Streptophyta; Zygnematophyceae; Desmidiales; Closteriaceae.
AUGUCAUACAGCCAAACACAACAUUGGCCUUGCCCCGUGCUCCAUGCCAUUCGGACCCCCAUCUCAAUACAGGCCUGCACCACGUGUGUUUCUUCAACAGCACCACUCGUGUUGGCCUGCACCACAUGUGUUGCUUUAACAGCAGCACUCGUGUCCCACAGCGUACAACACCGUCUCGGCCCUCAUGCCCCCCUCACCUUCACCCUCCCCCUUCCGCUCCCCAUCACCCAUCCCCAUCCCCGUCCCCCUCCCCCUCCCCAUCACCCAUCACCGUCCCCGUCCCCGUCCCCCUCCCCCUCCCCAUCCCCAUCCCCAUCCCCAUCCCCAUCCCCAUCCCCAUCCCCAUCCCCAUCCCCAUCCCCAUCCCCAUCCCCAUCCCCAUCCCCAUCCCCAUCCCCAUCCCCAUCCCCAUCCGUAUGCCCACGCCCAUGCCCAUCCCCAUCCCCAUCCCCAUCCCAUGCCUUACCGCUUCCACCAGGUCUGCUGCUGCAACCGCAGCCCUCCGCCCUGCCCCGCAUGACUGCACGGCCACGAGAUGGAGAGGAGGAGCAGGUGGCGAGAGGAGGGCCAAUCGAACGGAAACAAUACAGAAAAUUAUGGGACAGGCGAGACACUAACGACACGUGA